AUGUGGAGAGUUCGGAAAAAAGGCUACUUUGGGAUCUGGCCAUUCCCCUUAAUAAUCGCCGCUGUCUGUGCGCAGAGUGUCAAUGAUCCUAGUAACAUGUCACUGGUUAAAGAGACGGUGGAUAGACUCCUGAAAGGCUAUGACAUUCGUCUGAGACCAGAUUUUGGAGGUCCCCCCGUGGCCGUGGGAAUGAAUAUUGACAUUGCCAGCAUCGAUAUGGUUUCUGAAGUCAAUAUGGAUUAUACGUUGACAAUGUAUUUUCAACAAGCCUGGAGAGAUAAGAGGCUGUCGUAUAAUGUCAUACCUUUAAACUUAACCCUGGACAACCGAGUAGCAGACCAGCUCUGGGUGCCUGACACCUACUUCCUGAAUGACAAGAAGUCCUUUGUGCACGGUGUGACCGUCAAGAACCGCAUGAUCCGCCUGCAUCCCGACGGCACGGUCCUCUACGGCCUCAGAAUCACAACCACAGCUGCCUGCAUGAUGGACCUAAGGCGGUACCCACUGGAUGAACAAAACUGCACCUUGGAAAUUGAAAGCUAUGGAUAUACCACUGACGACAUUGAGUUUUACUGGCGUGGGGAAGAUAAAGCAGUAACGGGAGUAACAAAGAUUGAACUUCCACAGUUCUCUAUUGUAGAUUACAAACUCAUCACCAAGAAGGUUGUUUUCUCCACAGGUUCCUAUCCCAGGUUGUCCCUCAGUUUUAAGCUGAAGAGAAACAUUGGGUACUUUAUCCUGCAAACGUAUAUGCCUUCCAUCCUGAUCACUAUCCUCUCCUGGGUCUCCUUCUGGAUUAAUUACGAUGCUUCAGCUGCAAGAGUGGCAUUAGGAAUUACAACUGUCCUUACAAUGACCACCAUCAACACUCACCUCCGGGAGACUCUCCCUAAAAUCCCCUAUGUGAAGGCCAUUGACAUGUACCUGAUGGGGUGCUUUGUCUUUGUUUUUAUGGCCCUUCUGGAAUAUGCUUUGGUCAACUACAUCUUCUUUGGGAGGGGACCCCAACGCCAAAAGAAAGCAGCCGAGAGGGCAAGCGCCAACAGUGAUAAGAUGCGCCUGGAUGUCAACAAGAUUUUUUAUAAAGAUAUUAAACAAAAUGGGACCCAAUAUCGAUCCUUGUGGGACCCAACUGGAAACUUCUCCCCAACUAGACGGACUACCAAUUACGAUUUCUCUCUAUAUACGAUGGACCCCCACGAGAACAUCUUACUGAGCAGUCUUGAGAUAAAAAAUGAAAUGGCCACAUCUGAGGCUGUAAUGGGACUUGGAGACCCCAGGAGCACAAUGCUGGCUUACGAUGCGUCCAACAUCCAGUAUCGGAAAGCCGGGCUGCCCAGGCAUACUUUUGGCCGAAAUGCCCUGGAACGACACGUGGCACAGAAGAAAAGCCGCCUGCGGAGACGCGCCUCCCAACUGAAAAUCACCAUCCCCGACUUGACUGAUGUGAAUGCCAUAGACCGGUGGUCCCGCAUAUUCUUCCCAGUGGUUUUUUCCUUCUUCAACAUCGUCUAUUGGCUUUACUAUGUGAACUAA
Eptesicus fuscus (big brown bat) is the source of this 1536-nucleotide messenger RNA. It is a transcript of the gene GABRB2, whose product is annotated as gamma-aminobutyric acid type A receptor subunit beta2. The transcript has 10 exons. Gene Ontology annotation, molecular function: GABA-A receptor activity; neurotransmitter receptor activity; extracellular ligand-gated monoatomic ion channel activity. The record is from RefSeq and is a predicted model, not a curated record. Bases 1 to 1536 code for a protein of 511 amino acids. Gene Ontology annotation, cellular component: GABA-A receptor complex; neuron projection; membrane. NCBI's taxonomy places the organism in Eukaryota, Metazoa, Chordata, Mammalia, Chiroptera, Vespertilionidae. Gene Ontology annotation, biological process: signal transduction; nervous system process; regulation of membrane potential.